UAAACCCUGGGACAGUAGGGUUCUGUUGUUGUCCUCUGUCCUGGCACCCUGCAUCACUCUGUCCUAUCUCUCCAUCCUUCUCCAUCGCUACAUAGUGGGACUCCUCCAUCUGCAACAUCCCUUUAGGAACCCAAAGAGUCAGGAACCAUGCUCACCAUUUUGGCGCUAGCAUCGGUCAUACUGCUUGGAAUAGUGCCCCAACAGUCGGAGGCCAUCGUCAUCUACACGGGCUGGGAGCGUCAUGCCCUGGUGGGGUCAGACAUCCGUCUGUCAUGUUCAUUCUUCUCCUGGCGCUGGACUUCCGAUGACGUCACCUUCUCCUGGAGCUACCGGGCCGACGGAGCCAGGGACAGCAUCUUUGUCUUCCACUACACUGGUGGAUCCCCCUAUGUGGACAACAAGGGACCGUUCAGAGACAGGCUGGAGUUUGUGGGGAACCCUGGUCGCCGGGACGGAUCCAUCCUACUCAAGAACCUGGACUACGGAGACAACGGCACCUUCACCUGUGAUGCCAAGAACCCGCCUGACAUAGUGGGACGCGCCUCCAGUGUCAGACUGCUGGUCUUUGAAAAAGUUCCCAUCCAGGCCGGAGUGAUCACAGGGGCCAUCAUCGGUGUGGUGCUGGGUCUGUUGGUGCUCGUCGUGGUCAUCUACUAUCUCAUGAGGUUUCUGGUGGCCCGCAGAGUCUUCAACCUCAGUGUCAGCAAACAUGGAAAGAAAGGGAAGGGUAAAGAGGGAUCACAGCAGAGACAGGUCCCUGUUCUCUCCAUCGGGGACCCGUCCAAGCUGAAGGCCGCCGCCUCAGAAAAGAAGAAGCAGGAGUCACGCAAGGAUAAGAAAUAGGAUACGGAGAGCAGAGAGCUAGAGCCCCAAAACACAGCCCACACAGCCCAGCACAAAGCACUGAGACAGCCAGGGAGAGCAGGAACAGGGGGAGGGGACUCACCCAAGGGGGAGAGGCCUGACAGGGUGCUGAUGACCAUUGAGCUGGAGCUCUCCAAGGGGGACAAAGGGGGGAGGGGAAUGGGGGUGGGUCUGCCUCAGCCAAAUCAGCCAGUUUCCUGUCCCAGCUCGCCAAAAAACUGACCCUGAAAUAAGUGAAUGAGACGGACAGGGGUUUUAAACGGAGGACGAUACUGUCUGAAAUCAUACUGGAGAGAGAGGCAGAGGAGGGUCUGAGAGAGGCGGUCCUAAUGAACUUAAAGGCUACGUCUCAAAUAGUACCCUAUUCCUUAUAUAGUACACUACUUUAGACCAGAGCCCUAUAGGUAGCAGUGCACUAUAUAGGGAAUAGGGUGCAGUUUGGGAGGCAGAGUAAGUCUGUCUAGUACAGUAUAUUCCUUCCCACGAGAUCUAAGCUUUUACAACUGAAACGAUCAUCAUUAGGGUCUUAAUGCCACGCUGAGGAGAACAUAGACACAAUACUGAGGUGAAUAUGGACGCAAUACUGAGGAGAACAUAGACACAAUACUGAGGAGAACAUGGACACAAUACUGAGGAGAACAUAGACACAAUACUGAGGAGAACAUAGACACAAUACUGAGGAGAACAUGGACACAAUACUGAGGAGAACAUAGACACAAUACUGAGGUGAAUAUGGACGCAAUACUGAGGAGAACAUAGACACAAUACUGAGGAGAACAUGGACACAAUACUGAGGAGAACAUAGACACAAUACUGAGGAGAACAUAGACACAAUACUGAGGAGAACAUGGACACAAUACUGAGGAGAACAUGGACACAAUACUGAGGAGAACAUGGACACAAUACUGAGGAGAACAUAGACACAAUAGUGCUUCCAAAAGUAUGAUAAGUCAAUGAAAGCCCUCCGACUACUAACUGUUAGUGUCUUCUGGAUCUCAUCACCUGACUGCUGGUUGGAUAACAACAUCUGACUGCUGGUUGGAUAACAACACCUGACUGCUGGUUGGAUAACAACACCUGACUGCUGGUUGGAUAACAACAUCUGACUGCUGGUUGGAUAACAACAUCUGACUGCUGGUUGGAUAACAACAUCUGACUGCUGGUUGGAUAACAACAUCUGACUGCUGGUUGGAUAACAAUAUCUGACUGCUGGUUGGAUAACAACAUCUGACUGCUGGUUGGAUAACAACAUCUGACUGCUGGUUGGAUAACAACAUCUGACUGCUGGUUGGAUAACAACAUCUGACUGCUGGUUGGAUAACAUCUGAAAAGCUUUGUUUCCAUCCUGUCAUUGUAGAUUUGAUGCAAGGCAGUAUUUCUCUACCACGUCUGUCUGACACUCAUCACAAGGGUCCUGGAUACAGGGACAACCCAAUUUGUUAUUUCCAGCUGUGUCCCAAAUGGCAUCUUGUUCCCUACAUAGUGCACUCUGGGCCUUGGUCAAAAGUAGUGCACUGUGUAAGGAAUAGGGUGCCAUUUGGGAGACAGUCUGCCUUCCCCCUCACACUGGCGUUCUCUCUUUCCCUUUCCUCCUUUCAGUGGAACACUUUGCAUUCAGACUCUUCUUAUUGAAACAGUUCAAGUGGUUUUAAAAACUUUUAAUGCUAACUCUUUCACAUCCUCUCUUCCCUAUUUAUGUUCCCCUCUCUCUCUUUCCCCCUCUCUCUCCCCUCCCACUCGCUCUAUUUCCCCCUGUCUCUUUCUCUCUCUCCCCUGUCUCUUUCUCUCUCCCCCUCUCUCUCCCCCUGUCUCUCCCUCUCUCUCACCCUCUCCCCCUCUCUCCCCCUCUAUCUCAUUUCCCUUAUCUCUUUCUCUCCAAUAGAUUUUAUGAAUCUUAUUUCUCAAGGUCUUGAUUUCCUUCCACCUGACUGCUUCAGCUUCCAUAGACCACACCCCUUUAGACCGCACCCAUCUAGACCACCCCCCCUUUAGACCACACCCCAUUCAGGCCACACCCCUUUCCCCAUCUGCUCCACCUCCUGAGUGCACUUGUCCUAUCUCAUUAAGCCCUAUGAAAGACUAGUCCUAUCAAACUCAGUGUCUCCUCUGUAGAAUAUACAACACAUAACCCCUCCAGCUAGCAUCAAGUAGAGCUGACCCAGUAUAGACAUGCAGUGUAAUAUAUGGACCCUGCUAAUGUAGAGAUACUAAUGGCUUCAGGGAGGGGUCAAAUAGUUCCUGAAAUUUCUAUUAAGGUUUCCUGCUGCUGGUUGCUUAGCUCAAUGGCUCAAUCAGAUCAGAUGAGAGUGGUGCGGAAAGAGAGUGUGAGUGCACCCUGCACUGACGAGUCAGACGAGUCAGAGAAAUAUGAUUCCAAGCUCUUAGCUUGUGUCGAUGGGUUCAACCCGUAGUUCAUUUCACCGGGUGAUUCAAUCCCUUCACAUUUGAGCUAAUGGAGGUCAUAGUUCUACACUGGGCUGUGCUCUGCUGUUUGGCUGUCAGUGCAUGCUGAAGGUUAGGUUAUUUCUGGCUCCAUAAGGGCGUAUACAGGAUUACUGUAACAGCUGCAAAACAGGAAAACACUUGUUUGUUUAUGACUGAGAGUAUGUCCCAAAUAUCAUUCUAUUCUCUCUGUUGUUGUGACUGAGAGUAUGUCCUGAAUGGCACUCUAUUCUCUCUGUUGUUGUGACUGAGAGUAUUUCUUGAAUGGCACUCUAUUCUCUCUGUUGUUGUGACUGAGAGUAUGUCCCAAAUAUCAUUAUAUUCUCUCUGUUGUUGUGACUGAGAGUAUGUCCCAAAUAUCAUUCUAUUCUCUCUGUUGUUGUGACUGAGAGUAUGUCCCAAAUAUCAUUCUAUUCUCUCUGUUGUUGUGACUGAGAGUAUGUCCUGAAUGGCACUUUAUUCUCUCUGUUGUUGUGACUGAGAGUAUGUCCUGAAUGGCACUCUAUUCUCUCUGUUGUUGUGACUGAGAGUAUUUCUUGAAUGGCACUCUAUUCUCUCUGUUGUUGUGACUGAGAGUAUUUCCUGAAUGGCAUUCUAUUCUCUCUGUUGAUGUGACUGAGAGUAUGUCCUGAAUGGCAUUCUAUUCUCUCUGUUGUUGUGACUGAGUCCAUGAAAUGAUGUCACAUUGACAGCCAGUGGACAUUCUCAGGCCAUGACAACAGAGGGAUACCAACAAGUGAUUCAUCCUUAUACUCCUCCAGGUUAUUUUGGUCCCGUUAAUCCCUCCUGCAUGUGUCUCCCUCACUCAGAUCAUUAUUUUAGCACUUGCUGGCAACUGGAUCUCUCUCUCUCUCUGUCUGUCUCUUUCUCUCUCUCUCUCUUUCUCUCUCUUUCUCUCUCUCUCUCUUUCUCUCUCUUUCUCACACACAGACACACACUCUCUCUCUAUCCUUUAGUGACACUAAACUAUGUUCCCUCAUAGAUUACCCAAUCCACUCUCCACUCUAUACUUAAGUCUCUUCUAUCUGUAUAGAUACAGACUGAAUCAGAUGUCUUCUAUCUGUAUAGAUAUAGACUGUAUCAGAUCUACUCUAUCUGUAUAGAUACAGACUGUAUCAGACCUCUUCUAUCUGUAUAGAUACAGACUGUAUCAGAUCUACUCUAUCUGUAUAGAUACAGACUGUAUCAGACCUCUUCUAUCUGUAUAGAUAUAGACUGUAUCAGACCUCUUCUAUCUGUAUAGAUAGACUGUAUCAGAUCUCUUCUAUCUGUAUAGAUAUAGACUGUAUCAGAUCUAUUCUAUCUGUAUAGAUAUAGACUGUAUCAGACCUCUUCUAUCUGUAUAGAUAUAGACUGUAUCAGAUCUAUUCAAUCUGUAUAGAUACAGACUGUAUCAGACCUCUUCUAUCUGUAUAGAUAUAGACUGUAUCAGACCUCUUCUAUCUGUAUAGAUAGACUGUAUCAGAUCUAUUCUAUCUGUAUAGAUAUAGACUGUAUCAGAUCUAUUCUAUCUGUAUAGAUAUAGACUGUAUCAGACUUCUUCUAUCUGUAUAGAUACAGACUGUAUCAUACCUCUUCUAUCUGUAUAGAUAUAGACUGUAUCAGACCUCUUCUAUCUGUAUAGAUAGACUGUAUCAGAUCUAUUCUAUCUGUAUAGAUAUAGACUGUAUCAUAUAUAUUCUAUCUGUAUAGAUAUAGACUGUAUCAGACCUCUUCUAUCUGUAUAGAUACAGACUGCAUCAGACCUCUUCUAUCUGUAUAGAUACAGACUGUAUCAGACCUCUUCUAUCUGUAUAGAUACAGACUGUAUCAGAUCUAUUCUAUCUGUAUAGAUAUAGACUGUAUCAGACCUCUUCUAUCUGUAUAGAUAGACUGUAUCAGAUCUAUUCUAUCUGUAUAGAUAUAGACUGUAUCAGAUCGAUUCUAUCUGUAUAGAUACAGACUGUAUCAGACCUCUUCUAUCUGUAUAGAUAUAGACUGUAUCAGACCUCUUCUAUCUGUAUAGAUACAGACUGUAUCAGAUCUAUUCUAUCUGUAUAGAUACAGACUGUAUCAGACCUCUUCUAUCUGUAUAGAUAUAGACUGUAUCAGAUCUAUUCUAUCUGUAUAGAUAUAGACUGUAUCAGACCUCUUCUAUCUGUAUAGAUACAGACUGUAUCAGACCUCUUCUAUCUGUAUAGAUAUAGACUGUAUCAGACAAAGGCAGACCCGUCUCAAACAAACUCAGCAGUUCUUUAUUUUUCUUCUUCUUCUUCUUCCUCCUCUUCUUCCUCCUCUUCUCUCUUUUUCAAACUCAGUGAUGGACACCUCUCCUCUCCUCCACCCCCCUGAUCACCAGCACCCCUCUCACUCCCCCACCAAUACCACCACACCCCUGCACGUUCAUUCACCCACCAUUUCUGCUGGUUGGAAUGCCACGUCGCUGUCUUCUGCCCAACUAUUGGCCAGGGAUGGAAACAGAAUCAUCCUCGUUAGUUCUCAUUGAAGACUUAAAUUUAGCUUAUAGCUCUCUGCCGGUGGCAAAAGUGUGUGUUUUAUGUGUCUGUGUGUCUAGUCAGACUGUCAUGUCAAACAAAAGAUGAGGGGAAAAACUGUGUAUAUGUGUGUCACCCUAAAGUAAAUAGUUACACAUUUACAUUUGACUUUACAUGUGCACGAAAAUACAUGGAGACCAUGUUUUGUUUGAGAGAGGCAGACAUGUGAUAGAUCUUCUUAUGACAUUUAAUCACAUUUCUGCCCUUGUAUCUGGAGGGGGAUUCUGUGUGGCUGUUCAUUUCUUUGUGCAUGUUUUCCAGGUGUGGAAAAUAACAUAAUUUGUCAUUUCAGGUGUUGGUAAACUGCAUGGGGCUACAGGAGGCACUGACACAGUGAGGGGGAGAUUAUGGGGAGGACAAGGGAGGUAAACUUCACAUGUUGUCCGUGGUAAUGAGAUUAGAAAAAAAGGAGGUUGUUGGGAUGAAGAUACUUUGGCGAGAGAGACUUAUCUUGUGUGUUAAGUCAAACCAAAGUCCAUAUGUAUCAGUAAAGAUAAGGCCUCAGCUUUCUCUUUCAAUAUCCUUACCCUGAGCUUCUGUUCUGAAGGAUUGUUAGGCUAUGCAAGGUGGUUAGUGUAGUUCUGAACGCUUGAUAGGCUAUGCAUGGGGGUUAGUGUAGUUCUGAAUGAUUGUUAGGAUAUGCAUGAUGGUUAGUGUAGUUCUGAAUGAUUGUUAGGAUAUGCAUGAUGGUUAGUGUAGUUCUGAAUGAUUGUUAGGAUAUGCAUGAUGGUUAGUGUAGUUCUGAAUGAUUGUUAGGAUAUGCAUGGUGGUUAGUGUAGUUCUGAAUGAUUGUUAGGAUAUGCAUGGUGGUUAGUGUAGUUCUGAAUGAUUGUUAGGAUAUGCAUGGUGGUUAGUGUAGUUCUGAAUGAUUGUUAGGAUAUGCAAGGUGGUUAGUGUAGUUCUGAACGCUUGAUAGGCUAUGCAUGGGGGUUAGUGUAGUUCUGAAUGAUUGUUAGGAUAUGCAUGGUGGUUAGUGUAGUUCUGAAUGAUUGUUAGGAUAUGCAUGAUGGUUAGUGUAGUUCUGAAUGAUUGUUAGGAUAUGCAUGGUGGUUAGUGUAGUUCUGAAUGAUUGUUAGGAUAUGCAAGGUGGUUAGUGUAGUUCUGAACGCUUGAUAGGCUAUGCAUGGGGGUUAGUGUAGUUCUGAAUGAUUGUUAGGAUAUGCAUGGUGGUUAGUGUAGUUCUGAAUGAUUGUUAGGAUAUGCAUGAUGGUUAGUGUAGUUCUGAAUGAUUGUUAGGAUAUGCAUGGUGGUUAGUGUAGUUCUGAAUGAUUGUUAGGAUAUGCAUGGUGGUUAGUGUAGUUCUGAAUGAUUGUUAGGAUAUGCAAGGUGGUUAGUGUAGUUCUGAACGCUUGAUAGGCUAUGCAUGGGGGUUAGUGUAGUUCUGAAUGAUUGUUAGGAUAUGCAUGGUGGUUAGUGUAGUUCUGAAUGAUUGUUAGGAUAUGCAUGGUGGUUAGUGUAGUUCUGAAUGCGCUCUGUUCUUUUAGCUGUGGUCAUAGGGAGGGAGCUAGUGUGACGCACACCACGGUUCAUUAAGGCAACAGGAACUAGAUAUCUCUGUUUACCUCAAUGCUGUUUAACCAACUAUCCAUCAUCAGAUGUGAGUAGUUUGAAUGUUUCUUUCAUUCCUCUUUCAGUACGGCCACACAGACUCCUGAUACAAUACUACAAACUGCAUUAAAAUGUCUUCACACUGUUUUGUUGGAUGUAUAGUUUGUUGUGUACUGCAUUAGUUUAGGUUGUUAGAUAACAUUCCUGUCUUAGAAAUUUUAAGCGUCUUACAUUUUUUAGUUUUUUUUUAAUGCUUAUAAUUGAAGUGUGCUAGUAAUAUAAAUUCUACAGUCAUGUAAAAUAGGUUGUAACAAUAAAAAUUAAAAUUAAAAUGAAAGCAUCAAACGCAUCUCGGUUGUAUAAGAGGAAUAAAAUAAACUCAAAUAAAAAAUGUCUAUUCUC
Messenger RNA from Oncorhynchus mykiss (rainbow trout), 7790 nucleotides. RefSeq names its product myelin protein zero (gene mpz). Gene Ontology annotation, biological process: myelination. The record is from RefSeq and is a predicted model, not a curated record. NCBI's taxonomy places the organism in Eukaryota, Metazoa, Chordata, Actinopteri, Salmoniformes, Salmonidae. Gene Ontology annotation, cellular component: plasma membrane.